AAUCGUCUGUGUCACCCAGAUAUCCUGUGCCACUAGCUCUUGGCACUGCUGUCAUGUCUUUUUUCUUUUUCUUUUUCCUUUGAAUAGUUUGAGUAAGAUCCAAAGGCCGGAAAAAACAGGCUUAGAAAAGACCGAACGAACGAAAGCGAAUUCCCCCCCCCCCCAAAGAAAAGAACGUCAGAAAAGAAAACGGUUUACUUGAAUUCAUCUGGCUUUGAAAUCUUGGCUGUUGUAUGGGUUUUCCCUUUUGCAAAAUUUCAUAUGGAGAACCCUUUCCAGGCACCCAAGCUGCAAACACUGCGAGAAGCAUUCCCCAAUGUUGAUGUAGCGGUGAUCGACGACGUAUUAUGGUCAGCCAACGGUAACCUGGACAAUGCAUUUGAAGCUUUGCUAGCCAUGUCCGAUACAGAAAGUACUGGUUCGACUCCUUCGUUUGGCUUACCGCGGCCAGUUCCUGCACCUCCAUUACCGCCUCGACAAGAUCCAACUCGAACUGUAACGGCAACACGAUCCAACUCUUCCAAUAGCCCCCGUUCCGCUCACGAAGAAUUGGUGGCAUGGCGCCAAGACCUCGCUCGGCGUUCCAGUUCUAAUCGUUUGCUGGCUUCCUGUCAGAGCACGACAUCACGAUAUAAGCUUGAACCACCUUUAGCGAUUCGAAAAGUCUCCUCCAUUGGCAGUCAAGCACGAGAUCACAGACAGACAGUAAACGGCUCAAGUAAUUUACAAAAUCGCCCCUCCAUCUUACAGUCAUCCAGCGAUUCGGCCGUUCAUAUUCAACCUACCAAUCCCUUUAUUUCCGUCAACGCUAAUCCUCCACCACCACGCGCUCAUCCUUUAAUAAAUGUGUCGACACCUGCCUUGUCGCAUGCUUCUGUAAAUCGACCACGAAACCAACUUAUGCCAAACAACAUCGCUAUUGCCUCCUCGUCCUCCUCCUCCGCAAUAGAUGGUAUCUUUUUAGAUCAUGAUCUUGCCAUAGUGUAAAAUCACGCAAUAGUGUCAUACUAAAAGCCCGCAACUUGCCUUUUUUUUUCCCUGUAGUAUCCAGCAGCAGCAGCAGCAGCAGCAGCAACCCAUUUGACGUUGAAGAUUUACCACCGCCUCCAUCUUAUGAUGC
Molecule: messenger RNA, 1120 nt
Organism: Radiomyces spectabilis
Lineage: Eukaryota; Fungi; Mucoromycota; Mucoromycetes; Mucorales; Radiomycetaceae
Exons: 6
Coding region: 262-987 (241 amino acids)
Biological process (GO): ubiquitin-dependent protein catabolic process
Cellular component (GO): cytoplasm
Molecular function (GO): ubiquitin binding; ubiquitin conjugating enzyme binding
Source: RefSeq, a predicted model, not a curated record